Fusarium oxysporum Fo47 is the source of this 1097-nucleotide messenger RNA. RefSeq lists its product as uncharacterized. The record is from RefSeq and is a predicted model, not a curated record. The coding region runs from base 1 to 1080 and encodes 359 amino acids. The transcript has a single exon. NCBI's taxonomy places the organism in Eukaryota, Fungi, Ascomycota, Sordariomycetes, Hypocreales, Nectriaceae.
AUGAAGAGCUUCGGUCAAGCCUGGCGCCGACCCAGAACCUCAAGUUCAACGGUGGCGGAAUCUGCCCUUACUGACUUCCCAAACGGCGUCAAAAUCUGGCACAGCCCUACAGAUGCAGAAAUCGACAUAUGCUUUAUACAUGGCCUGUCAGGCAAUCGCGAUAAAACUUGGACUGCCCAUGGUCAACACAAUCCCUGGCCUACCGAAUUGCUUCAAUCUCGACUGGCCAAAGCUCGUCUUCUCACUUACGGAUAUGAUGCGUACGUUGUGAAGAAGUCUGUCUCUUCAAUGAACCGGCUGAUCGACCACGCCAAUAACUUACUACACGACCUCACCGCUGAACGCGCAUCUUCUGGCAUUAUUAGUCGGCCACUUAUCUUCAUUGUGCACAGCUUUGGCGGUAUCGUUUGCAAAACAGCAUUGAUUAUCUCACGCCAAAGUCCUGAGUCUCACCUUGGGCAGAUUUACAAGAGCACAAGGGGAAUUGCCUUCCUUGGAACUCCGCACCGGGGUUCGUGGGCUGCUGAUUGGGCAAAAAUACCUACUUGGGCGCUGGGUCAAGUCAAAUCGACGAACCGCAACAUAUUGGAUGUCUUACAGACCAAGAACCAAUAUCUCGAAUUCAUUCAAACUUCAUUUCUAUCAAUGAUACGCGAGCUUCGCGAAACAGGCCGGCCUCUGCAAAUCACUUGCUUCUUCGAGGAACUGCCCAUGCCCGGAGUUGGUACCAUCGUCAGCAAGGAAUCAGCCUCGCUCGAGGGCUACAGUGCCUUCAGCAUCCACGCCAACCACUCUGAAAUGGUAAAAUUUGGCUCAGCCGAGGAAAGCGGGUUCAAGAGGUUACUUGGGGAAUUGGUGCGGUGGGAUGCUAUGCUUGGAACGGGAGACUCAACUGCCAGCUCUGUGGCUGAGCUAGAGUCGGAUGGGAAAACGCCAAAUGCAACCUCAUCCCUCCAAACGACAACUGGGCAUAUUUUCAAUGCGAGUGGAGGGACGCAGCAUAACAACAUGGGAGCAGGGAAUCAGUUCUUUGGAAAUUUCAAUGGGCCGGUAUAUUUUGGUUUGCCAUCUACUAAGUAGCUAGUUUUAUACAGAAU